This is a messenger RNA of Pomacea canaliculata, 2375 nucleotides long. RefSeq names its product protocadherin Fat 4-like. Gene Ontology annotation, molecular function: cadherin binding; calcium ion binding. NCBI's taxonomy places the organism in Eukaryota, Metazoa, Mollusca, Gastropoda, Architaenioglossa, Ampullariidae. The transcript is spliced from 10 exons. The record is from RefSeq and is a predicted model, not a curated record. Gene Ontology annotation, cellular component: membrane; catenin complex. The coding region runs from base 1030 to 2235 and encodes 401 amino acids. Gene Ontology annotation, biological process: homophilic cell-cell adhesion.
UCCUCCAGUUUACCUAUAUCAGGUGACCUUUUAAAUUGCUUUGGUUGGUGUAGUUCUCCAAAAUCAGAACAUCGAAUAAAGUAUCCUGUCACAAACAGUGAAGGCAAUAUUAGUUUGGUCUGGGAGAGGGGUACUUACCCGAGAGUUUUACUGUUUACGAGUCAUUGAGUCCGCCAGUGGCACUCAGCGCCAUCUACAGGUGUCAUACGAUCUCCAUAUCCACUGCCUUCUCUUUCAUCUUCUUGUCCCUCCCUUACUCCUCCUCCGUCAUUACCAACUUAGAGCAUUUACAGACAUAACGGGAUGCCCCACCCCUCUCAAUCCCCAUCGCCAAUCAACCGCAAGUAAAAAUUAAAAAAAAAAAGAUUUCCACCCGUGAUUAGAAGACUGAAGCUGACGGAGGACUAAAACACUCGGGGCUUCAAUUUAAUGGAAGCGAGUUUUAACACUCCCUUUCUCCGCUGUUUAGCUCUUAAUGUUUGCAUAGCUGGCGAUAACUCUCAGGCUGUUUGAAGUGCUGGUACCCGAGUGCCACUCCAUGUCGAGUCGGACAAAGUGCAGAGCGAUUUCUCAUUGUAGUCCAGAUAACACUUGUCAAGGUUCGUGACGAACUCCAUGAACUCGCCAUGAGCUUCGAUGUCUCUUGUUUGCUUAUCGCUCCUCCACCAAUGGUCGUCGCUUGGAAUGUCGACGGUCUGUCCAUCGCCGACAUCGCUCCCACGUCAAAGGAUUUUUUUUACGAUGAGCAAUUAGAAACCAGGAUCCACCCUGGGUAAUUUUUACCUCUAUCGGCUGAUCAAAGCACCAGUUUGCGUGUUUCACCUGUCUGAACACCCGAAUAGCCUCUGUGAGAGUAGUUUUGAGAAGGAAAGUAGAGAGUUGGUGAGAGUAGUUGUGAAGACGUUGCUGGUGUCAUCACAUAACGGUCGUUAAUACCAGAAACUUCACGUGCGGGGUUCACUCAACGAUGUGUUUUUCUACUUUGUCGAGUAACUUGUUAGAAAGACAGUGUCCGUUGAACUGUAGUCAAUGGCAGUCGUUCUCGACCUCCUGAUCCUGACUCUGGCACUACAGACACUUCAGUCACCUGCCACUGCCAUGCCAGAGUUCGACGCCAGCAAACCGUCGGUGGUGACGCUGUACGAAAAGGAAACGACGGUGACUACACUGUCCACCGAGAACUGUACAGACCCCGGCAACUCGCCCACGGUCAGUCUCACCAGCGUCACACCUACAACACCGUGUGGACAGAUCUGCUUUCAGGUCUUGCCGUGUGGGACAGAAUGGUGUGUGUACUUCUUCCCCUCAAUGGGGACACUGGACUACCGCAAGGCGUCUGCCUACUACGUCACGGUCACGUGCACGGCCAACGGCAGCUCCGUCAACAAAACCAUCAACGUCAGGCUCACCCCCAACACGCCGCCGAUAUUUAACCCGGAUGUAUCCUUCCAAACCACGACCCUAACCAACACCAAGAAUGUCAAGGCUGGAACUAAGAUCUUCACCGUCGGCGCUGUUGACGACAACAACGACACCAUCAUCUACACCAUGACGUCAGAGCCUCAAUCCAGCAAUUUCCAGAUCGGCAGUGGCACUGGGGUCAUCACGGCUGUCCAUGACCUCAGCUCGCAGUGCAGCAACAGCAUCACCUUGCAUGUCUACAUCAGUGAUGGCGUCAACCCUAGAGUCGGUCCCCAGGACAUCGUUGUUACUUUGAGCGAUCCGAACGCCUCCCCGGACAUAACCAACCUCGACAGAUCCGUGCAGGUCCUGGAGAGCAAGGCGGUUGGGGACAGCAUCAUGACGUUCACACCAACGGAUGAGGCAACGAAACAGCUGACGUAUACUCUAAGUGCUGACCCACCCUCCAAUCUGGCCUUCUUUGAUACAUCAGGACAAGACAUUGUGGUGAAGUCCACGCUGAACUACGAGACUGUAGCGACACGAACCACCAACCUGACGGUUGUGGCGCAAGAUGCCAGCGGCUGUACGUCACAACCCCACUACCUGUACGUCACAGUCACUGACGUCAACGAGAUGCCUCAGCUGUACCCGAAGAACGCGGUGUACACCACCUACGAGGGCUCGAUCACUGUUCAGCCCUCCUGGACGGUGAAGGAUGAGGAUUUUGUUGAUACGAGGACAUACAGCAUCAUCUGGGGGCAACAGCCUCAACAGAUUCAGGAUCGAUCCCAACACCGGCGACAUCUCCUCCAACGUCGACUACGACGUUGACGGUGGCGCCAUGCCCACCACCGUGACCCUGACGGUAAAGGUCACGGACAAAGGCGGCCUGUCAGACAACACCACCGUCACCCUCAACAUCCUGGACAGCAACGACAACCGCCCUGUCGUCAUCAACGGCCCCUACGACU